Molecule: messenger RNA, 1499 nt
Organism: Linum trigynum
Lineage: Eukaryota; Viridiplantae; Streptophyta; Magnoliopsida; Malpighiales; Linaceae
Source: the annotation of a GenBank genome assembly
UUUUCUUUUGGCGAAAAAACAAAAAAGUAGAAUGUCGAUCUGUGAAGCGGAACAAGGCAGAAAGAGAAGGAGGAACAACUUUGGAAUGGCGACACCGUUGGUCGGCGGCGGCGAAGAAGAAGCAACAACCGACCAAUUUUCGAAACUGCCGGAUGAGUUAGCGGUGGGGAUCCUUUCGCGGUCGGCGACCACAAUGAACGAAGCGGCAAGAUACAGCAUCCUACUGGGGAAACGGUGGAGGAACAUGUGGCAGUUGAUCGACAGCGCGGUUCUGGAUUUCAAAAAGUCCGACGACGACAGGAGAUCCGAGUCGCAGCGGCGGGGGUUCGUGGACCGGGUCGACCAAGCCAUCGGUUUGAUCCGACAGUCCAAAACCAGACUGGACGAGUUGAAGAUUGUGUUCAAGUUUACCGAGAUGGAAGAGGCUGGGUGGAGGUGGAUCCAAUUCGGUAUGGGCGAGGGAGUCAAACGACUUACCCUACUGUCUCUGUUGCGCCCCGGUUGGGAGGCUCGCGACGCGAUCCCUGUCCCCCUCUUCACCCCUGAAUUCGUCGCCAAGCAAGACCUCAGCCGCCUCGAGGUUUUGGAGUUUCAGGACGUGUCCAAGAUUCCUGGAGGAACUCUGGAUCAUGUCUUGUCACGCUGCCACUCACUGCAGCACCUGGCUCUCAACAAUUGCUCCUUCCACGACGAGGAUACAGUGAUCAGAAUUUGUCGUCCCAACAACGACAACCUGCAGAGGCUGACAUUUUGGUGUCCAAAAGAAGAGUUCCACAAUGUCACUAGGAUUGAAAUCUUUUCUGCCCCUGGUUUUCGUAGUUUGAAGGUGGGUGGAGGACCAGUCGUCCCAAGGGUCGAAUUCGGGGACAUCCAGUUUGCGGCGGAUGGUGAUGAACACUGCUACUUCCCGUGGUCUCGGUCUGAAUCCAACAAGUUUGCGCCUCGAUUGCAGUUUCUCAAGUACGACCUCACCACUGACAACUUUAAACCUCUAUCUGUUCGGGCUCCUGAAUGGUUGCGGUUUGAGAAGCUCACGGUGUUGGAUUUAUCCAUAUAUAUAGACAUUGCUGGUACAAGUAUGUUGGAGUGCACGGCCCUGCUGAGGGCAGCUCCAAUGUUGCGCCAACUGUUCAUAUCGUUCAUACAUUUGUACUACUACAAUAAGUGGGAGGAUCCUGAGCAGGAGUUGCCAACUUGGAAGCAUCACUCUCUGCAGGUGCUUCAGCUGCACGGGGUACAUCCUAGCGACUGGCAGGUUGUUGAUUGUCGCAAACCUCAGAUGGAGCUCGCUGCCUACAUCAUUAUGGCCUCGCCUUCACUGAAGCAGGUCCUUAUUGAUACCAAAAAUUUAAGAUCCACUGCCCCCAGGGAACCACUUCAGGUUGAUGCUCAUAUCUCUGAAGCUAAGAUGGAAUUGGAAGCUCGACUCAGCUCUCACACCACCACCUCCCAAAUUCACUUCACGUAUCUAUAAGUACUUGUUGCUCUAUCAAGAGGAA